AUGAGGCUUCGCUUGACGGUGCAGCGGAACGGCUUGCCUGCUGCCAACAUACUCUGGAGCGUACCCGAUACCAACGGCACGCAGGCGUACACGAUUACGCGUUUGCUCGAAGAUGUCAACCAUAUCAUCCCGCUAGAGGCAGAGCAUUGGGGGCUGGAGCACUAUGUCGUCGAGGUCGCCGGCUUCGAGUGUCUGCAUUUUAUGCCUGUUGCCAAUGCGCUCAAGGAGGAUGACCAUGUUUGCAUCCGACCGCUCAUGACAGCCGAAGUACGCGCGCGCACCCUUACUGGCCGUGACCAGAUAUCAGAUGGAGGUCAGCACCUCGUCGACGGUAUUCCAUUCGGUCGACCCUAUCUACGACAGUCAAACCGACCGCCCGUUCGCAUACCUCCGCGCAAGCGACGCCGACUGGACGAUGGAGAAGCCGAGCCAGAAGCCGAGCCAGAAGCCAUGGCCUUGCUUACAGAACAUGGCGAUAAUAAUGGAGAAGAAGAGGGGCCUCAUCCGGUCUUGGACGGUCAUGCAGUGUCUAGGAAUAAAGCGAAUGGGUCUUCGAGGCCAGUUAAGACAGUGCAGUUUCAACAGCCCGAGGUUGAGGCCUCCGACGAUAGCGAGGAAAACGACGACGAUUUUGCGCCGGACGACGUCGAGGAUUCAAACUCAGAUUCAGAUUCAGAUUCAGAUUCCGACUCGGAUUCGGCCGUGAAGCCGGUCGCCUCGUCCAGCGCUUCAGACACGUCGGAUUCAGAUUCAGACUCAGAUUCAGACACAACUAGCGACUCCGACUCCGACUCCGACUCGGAUUCGGCCGUGAAGCCGGUCGCCUCGUCCAGCGCUUCAGACACGUCGGAUUCAGAUUCAGACUCAGAUUCAGACACAACUAGCGACUCCGACUCCGACUCUAGCGAUGCGAGCGCUCCCCCCGACGUUCUAUCCUCCAAGGAUGGUCGCAAGACCACAGCAAUAACCACAUAUUCUGCAACGCAUGUUCCGCCAGGUCAAGGUCUCAAGGCUACAAAAGUGCGGAAUUCUCGGCGCACAAGAGUAAAUCGCCUUCGGCAUCUCAAGGCGUCUGACGUGCUCCCUGAGAAUGCCGAUCUGAGUGACCUAAAAGCUUACGAAGAAGCAAGGACAGGCCAAUCGGAAGAAGGCUUCGCACAUGCGCAAGCUUUCGCCAAGUCUCAGGGGAAGAGGAAACGUCUAGAUGAAGACGCUCCAGCUAAAGUGGUUUCGGAAGAGGCCGCCGAACUUGAGCAAAGAAAACAAGAGUUGAUGGCAAAGUUCGGAGACAUCCCGAGUUCAACAGAGCCAUUAAGCGAGUCGGCACCACCUUCCUCUUCAGACGCUCAGAUUUCAGACCCAUUGCCGCCAGCGAUACCAGAAGAUGGACAGCCGCCGAAGAAACAAACGGCCUCGAGAAGGCUGAGGCCAGAUACUAGUGCGAUUGGUCGGAUACUUGCUCGACAAGCACCACCAGUUGCUAGAAAAGGGAGGACCAAAAAAGUGCCUGAAGAACCCCCAGAGCCUGAAGGCGCAUCCGAUCCCGAUUUCUGGAAGUCGCGAAUCAACGUUUCUGCGUUCGAGUGUUGGGACGAAGAUUUUGAACUCAGUGCUCCGCCUUUUCCGUUUCAGCAACAUUGGGACCCGGCGAGUAAGCUCAUGCGUGAAAAGGCGGCCAAGAAGAAGCAGAAAAAACGCGGCCAAGCACAACAGCAGAAUGCUGCGGGAGAGGAUGAGGAAGAAAAGAUCAUCCUAGACUACGACGAGGCUCCUGCAACCAGCAACGACUCUGAGAUGAUUGAUGCAGCGGUUGAAAAUCAGCUUUGUCAGGACCUUGUGACAGCUGCACAUAUGGACCUGCCACCUCUACCGGAGGACAUGAGCACGCUGCCCAAUCUCACAGCUUUUGACAUGAAGAAAGGUGCCAUUAUUGCUUGCAAGUUUUUCACGGUAAACCCCAUCACGGUUACACCCGAGAUAAGCGGCUACAAAACGGCCACGGUUGAGCACGAAGGCGAUUCGGGUCCCGGCGCAGGGACCAUCCAACUGAAGAUAGCAGCGCGUGACUUGGUAAGGAAAGAGAAGAAGUUCGACAGCAAAGGCAACCGGAUCUACGAUGCUGCCGAUGCACUUCUGAUGGAGCAAGAAGACGAUGCAGAGGAGGGCCUCUGGGAGGGACAGUUUGGCGAACUUUUGGAAGCAAAGCUGGUGAAGGCUGUAUAG
Molecule: messenger RNA, 2223 nt
Organism: Exserohilum turcica Et28A
Lineage: Eukaryota; Fungi; Ascomycota; Dothideomycetes; Pleosporales; Pleosporaceae
Exons: 2
Coding region: 1-2223 (740 amino acids)
Source: RefSeq, a predicted model, not a curated record